Messenger RNA from Drosophila santomea, 483 nucleotides. RefSeq lists its product as uncharacterized. Bases 1 to 483 code for a protein of 160 amino acids. The transcript has 4 exons. NCBI's taxonomy places the organism in Eukaryota, Metazoa, Arthropoda, Insecta, Diptera, Drosophilidae. The record is from RefSeq and is a predicted model, not a curated record.
AUGGCAAUCAGGCUGAAUUUGUUCGUCGUCUUUCUGAUGAUGUGGUGUGCAUAUUAUUUUACGGAGGUAACAAAUUUGGAAUUUUCAAACGUACAGUGCGAGUCUUUGGAUAAGGACAUUGCGGUGUUUGAACAUUGUUUUUUGAAAUCUGUAAACCAUUCUUACAAAUAUGUCUCCAUUAAAGUUAAAAUCCUAUAUCCCGUAACCAAAGCUAAUGUGCGUUUUGGUCUCUAUAAACGGUUAAAUGGCUAUAAGCCUUUUCUCUACAAUAUGUCUUUCGACGCGUGCCGAUUUCUGAAAUCGUCGAAUCCCAAUGUGGUUGCCCUUUAUUUUUACAAUUUUAUCAAAGAUUAUUCUAACCUGAACCACACGUGUCCCUUUAACCAAGAUAUUGAGCUGAAGAUGCCGUAUCAUAGUCUAAAUAAUAAGGUCACCGAAGUACUGCCAUUUCCGGAGGGAAAUUAUACGUUUGAAGCGCACUGA